Photinus pyralis (common eastern firefly) is the source of this 1675-nucleotide messenger RNA. Its product is annotated as cytochrome P450 9b2-like. Gene Ontology annotation, molecular function: iron ion binding; monooxygenase activity; oxidoreductase activity, acting on paired donors, with incorporation or reduction of molecular oxygen. The transcript has 6 exons. The record is from RefSeq and is a predicted model, not a curated record. The coding region runs from base 72 to 1616 and encodes 514 amino acids. Lineage: Eukaryota; Metazoa; Arthropoda; Insecta; Coleoptera; Lampyridae.
ACUCGCCAAAAAUCAGUGAUCAGUGAGUGGUACGAGUAUAAACAUACAAUUUAGUGAAAAAUCGAACGAAAAUGUGGUUCGUUCUUAUAGUUCUUGCUCUCGGUUUGUACAUCUACCGGAAAAUUUUCCAACCGCUGCAAUUUUGGAAGGUACGCAAUAUACCAUACGAAAAACCGCUGCCGAUAGUAGGAAAUCUGCUAGACUCAAUACUUAAACGAAAAUCAUUGAGCGAAAUUUUGACAGAACUGUAUUUCAAGUAUUCCAAGCACAGAUACUUCGGUUUCUUUUCGUUUCGUACUCCGACCCUUAUGAUCAACGACGUGGAUCUGGCGAAACAGAUCUGCAUUAAAGAUUUCGAAUACUUUGCCGACCAUCGCAUAUUCAUUCCAAAAGGUAUUGACAAAAUGUGGGACAAACUGAUCUUCAUCAGAGAAGGUGCCGAAUGGCAAGAACAUCGGAAAAUUUCCAGUGCCUCCUUCACCCUGGGCAAAUUACGGGUCAUGUUCUCCAACCUGAGCAAGUGCGCACAGCGAAUCAUGACCAGUCUUCACAAAAACAACAAAAUGGUCACGGGAAACAUGCGUCCUUUUAUAAUGAAGAUCGCUAACGACUUUACGCUCGACGCCUUCAUGGGAAUUCAGUGCGAUUCGUUUAAUGAUCCAGACAAUGCGUUACUGAAGGUGGCCGUCAACACGUACUUAAACCCACGAAUGAAGGGAUUCCUGUUUUUCGGUACUGCCUACAAUACCUUCCCUUUCUUGACGAAGUUUUUCCAAUGGAAGUUCUUCCCAGACACGGGACGAGAUUUUUACCGGAAAAUCGUUAGAGAAACCCUGGAAUACCGCGAGAAGCACAACAUUACGCGCAUCGAUAUGUUGCAUUUACUCAACGAAGGUCUGUUGGAAAAUCUCAGGGAGAACAAGAAAGAUCCGGAUAACGACGAGGUGCAAGACGAAAUUGUAUCCCAACUGAUGGGAAUGUACUUCGCCAACUUUGACAGUUUCACUCUAACGCUUUGCAAUUGCAUGUACGAGUUGGCCUUAAAUCCGGACAUUCAGGAGAGGCUAAUCAGAGAAAUUGACGAGACCUGGGCAAACUGCGAGGGUAACUUACCUCACGACACUUUAAUGGGGAUGACGUACAUGGAUAUGGUGUACAAAGAGCUAAUGCGUUUGAGAGGCAACGCUAUACUUGCCGAGCGUAUCGUCACGAAACCGUACACCAUUCAGCCGGUAUUACCUCACGAGAAGCCGGUUCACCUGAAAGUCGGACAGGACAUUACCUUUCCGCUUUAUUCGUACAUGCGCGAUCCGAAAUUUUUCCCCGACCCUUACAAAUUCGACCCCGAAAGAUUUAACGAAGAAAAUAAGCACAAGAUUGACAACCGAGCCUACUUACCCUUCGGCGAAGGACCUCGGAAGUGCAUAGCAUUCCGAUUGAUUUCCGUCGAGAUAAGACUGAUGCUGUUCCAUCUAUUGUUGCGAUUUAGAUUUGUGCCCACCGAGAAGACUGUCAUUCCAUUCGUGGAGAGCAAACGGCACAAUAUACUUACCAGCGAGCAUGGAUACUUCAUCAAUAUGGAACCAAGGAAGGACAUUGACGAAACUUAUUUUUAAGUGAAAAGUAGACUGUAAUUGGAUUUAUAUGUGCAAUAAAGAAAUUAAUUGAAAGCCUU